Messenger RNA from Trichobilharzia regenti, 544 nucleotides. The record is from the annotation of a GenBank genome assembly. NCBI's taxonomy places the organism in Eukaryota, Metazoa, Platyhelminthes, Trematoda, Strigeidida, Schistosomatidae.
ACCAAGGAGGAGAAACAAAUAAAACAAUGGGCUGAUCGCCUCAUAGGACUCUUGAAUCCACCGUCACAUGUAACCCCUCCCGAAAUACUAUCAACAGCAGAUGCAGAACUGCCUUCCAAUGAACAUAAAUUCUCCAACGAAAGCAGAAAUUUUGAAUGCGCUUAAGCUACUGAAGUCGGGGAAGGUUGGAGAACCAAACGGAAUUCCCCUUGAGGCACUGAAAACGGAACCAGAGACUGAAGCAGGUUUGUUGGCGCCAUUAUUGCAAAACAUUUUGAAGGAAGAAAAGGCACCUACUAUUUGGAAGAAAGGCCACUCUGUCAAGCUGCCUAAGAAGGAUGAUCUUCGCCUUCGCAAGAACUGGCGUGGAGUCAUGCUCUUGUCUGCGCCGAGCAAAAUACUAAAUCGCGUCAUCUUGGGUAAAAUAAAAAAGAUGCACUGGAUGCAGAACUCCGCCAGACCAGAACAAGCCGGAUUGAGGAAAGGCGAUUGAUGUGUUGAUCAAAUUGCAACUCUACGCAUCUCAUCAUCACAGAACAAAGCA